AUGGGCGAUGGAAAUGAUACUGCUAGAAAUGUCCAACUACAGAAACAAAAACAGCAAUGGAAACAAUUGAAACGGACAAUCGAGAAAAGCAUCACCAACUUAGACACCAACAACAUCAAAUCAACAGUAAUAGAGUUAUUCAAAUGUAAUCUCAUACGAGGAAAAGGAUUAUUCGUACGAUGUUUAAUGAAGUGGCAGUUAAUAGAUUAUAGAUAUGCUGCUAUGUUUUCCUGUUUGGUUGCUGUUAUUAAUUCAAAAAUACCAGAAAUUGGUGAAUUAUUAUGUAAACGAUUAGUUAUACAAUUCAAAAAGAAUUAUAUUAAGAAUCAUAGAAGGAAUAUUAUAGCUUGUUUAUUGUUUCUUGGAAAUCUUGUCAAUCAACAAGUUGUAAGUGAAAUUGUCAUGUUACAAAUUAUACAAUUAUUAUUGGAAUCACCGAAUGAUGAGAGUAUUGAAAUAGCUGUACGAGUUUUAAAAGUUAUUGGUGCACAUUUAGAUAAGCAUUCUCAAGCAGCUUCCAAUAUGAUAUUUGAUAGACUUCGAGAUAUUCUUCAGGAUGAUAAAUCAAUCGGAGAAGGUCCAAAAAAGCAGAUUACGAGUUUGAUUAACUUACGAAGAUCCAAGUUUAAAGGGUUUCCAAGUAUACCCAAAGAAUUCGAUAUAGUUGAAGAUGAAGAUAGGGAGACACAUAUAAUCGAUUUACAAGAUGACGAUAUCCUAGCAGAAGACGAGUUAAACAUUUUUCAGUAUGACGAAGAAUAUGAUGACCAUGAAGAGGAGUAUGAAGAACUACGAAAGGAAAUAUUAGAAGAAGAGGAGGGCGAGAAUACAGAACCACAAUCAAGCGAGGUUGUCCCUGGUAAGGAAGCCAUAGUUGUCCCAGAUGAAAAGAUAACAGAUAUGUCCCAACAAGAUCUCGUACAGUUUCAGAAAACAGUCUAUCUAACAAUCAUGUCAUCAAUGUCAUCCGACGAAGCAGUACAUAAACUUCUACGCCUCAAGAAAUCUAAGACCCGAGUCAAAGAUGAGGAUCCUCUCGAUGAUGAUGAAGUGUUAGCAGAUAUGAUUAUCAAAUGUUGUUCCCAAGAAAAGACCUAUUCUAAAUACUUUGGAAUAAUCAUCGAGAAAUUAUGCGGAUUCAAUCAACAUUGGCAUGAUAUCUUUGUCAAUUUAUUCAAGAAAUAUUAUACCUUAAUUGAAAACUUUGAAACUAAUUCAAUUCGGAAUAUUGGGAAAUUAUUUGGACAUUUAUUUGCAUCUGAUCAAAUUGAAUUAAGUUCAGCUUGGAAUGAAAUUCAGUUAACUGAACAAGAUACGAAUCCAGCUAUUCGAAUCUUAUUAAAAUUCAUAUUUCAAGAAAUGAUUGAAGGAUUGGGGAUAAAGGAAGUCAAAGAACGCUUAAUCAAUGAUGAAUAUAUCAAACCACAUAUUCGUGGAUUAUUGCCUGUUGUGGAUGUGACAUGGGAAGAUGCUGAUCAUUUACGAUUCUCAAUCAAUUUCUUCACUGCAAUUGGUUUGGGAACCUUAACUGAUGAAAUGAGAGACGUUUUGAAAAAUCUACCAGCGCCUCCAGAAAGGGGUAGGAGUAGAUCACGCAGUGGUAGUUCCCGUAGUAGUUAUUCCGAAGGUAGUUAUUCUAGGAGUCGUUCCAGAAGUUAUUCUAGAUCAGUCAGUUAUUCUCGAUCACCAAGCUAUUCACGUAGUAGAAGCAGAUCCCGGAGCAUAUCCCGAGGUAGACCCAGAUCCCGAAGUGAUUCCAAAAGUAGAUCUCAAAGUUAUUCAAGAAGUCCAGCUAAUGGUAAAUCAAGAUCAUAUUCUCGCUCACCAAUUGAUAGGGGAAGACAACAACGACAACUUUCUAACGAUGGACAAGAAUCAAGAACUCCUUCACGUGAACCAAGAAUGAAACGGAAUAGAUCAAUUUCGCCUUCAAUCAAUGAAAAACAAAGGAAUAUCAAGCGGAAUAGAUAG
Messenger RNA from Hemisphaericaspora subhashii, 1971 nucleotides. It is a transcript of the gene CWC22, whose product is annotated as U2-type spliceosomal complex subunit. Bases 1 to 1971 code for a protein of 656 amino acids. The record is from RefSeq and is a predicted model, not a curated record. Gene Ontology annotation, molecular function: protein binding; RNA binding. Gene Ontology annotation, biological process: mRNA splicing, via spliceosome. The transcript has a single exon. Gene Ontology annotation, cellular component: catalytic step 2 spliceosome. Lineage: Eukaryota; Fungi; Ascomycota; Pichiomycetes; Serinales; Debaryomycetaceae.